Saccostrea cuccullata (small rock oyster) is the source of this 1050-nucleotide messenger RNA. RefSeq names its product nematocin receptor 2-like. Bases 1 to 1050 code for a protein of 349 amino acids. Gene Ontology annotation, biological process: G protein-coupled receptor signaling pathway. The transcript has a single exon. Gene Ontology annotation, molecular function: G protein-coupled receptor activity. Gene Ontology annotation, cellular component: plasma membrane. Lineage: Eukaryota; Metazoa; Mollusca; Bivalvia; Ostreida; Ostreidae. The record is from RefSeq and is a predicted model, not a curated record.
AUGGAUAAUAAGCUAUCACUGGGUUACAAUGUAGAAGGGAGAAUAGAAAGAUCCCCACUUGGAGUCAUAUCUUACAUUCUCAACAUCAUAGGAAUCAUUGGCAAUGCUGUGGUUAUACAUAUCUUUCGAACACGUACUGGCCCUUCCUCAAAUUACAGAAUCUUUGUUCUCUUUCUUUCUGUUGUCGAUCUUUCUCUAUGUAUUUCUCACAUUGCUAAAGAACUUAGCAGAAUGAUAUCGGUCUACCAUGAGGUGACCGGGACUAAUCUGACAUGUAAGAUUUCUAACUAUAUUGGUAAUUCUGUGGGGAUGGCUUCUCUUCUGAUUGUAGUUUUCAUUGGUUUCGAAAGAUACAGAAAAAUCUGCACUCCUUUCAAAUCUCAGAUAACUACGACACACUCAAAAAUAAUGUGCUUGAGUGUGAUUUGCAUUGGUUUUGUCUUACAAUUCCCAAUUUAUCUGUUUCACGGAAAAAGAUAUGUACAAGUAGAAAACAUUAAUGCUACUCGAUGCAGCAUAGAAAACAAAUAUGAUGAGAGCCUUUUAACGCUCAUCUAUUAUAAUUUCGUAUUCUUGGCUGCGAUCACGGGUGUUAUACUUGUAGUAGUAUUUCAAGUAAACAUACGAAACGCUCUUGUUGAGAAAUCUAAAACAAAAAGACGAAUGAAAGCAAGAGCUGAAAAACAAAGCUCUGGUGAAGAUCAGACAGAAUGCAGCAAUAGAAAAGUGGAUGGAAAGAAAACUAAUCAAACAUUGUCAAAUACAUCAGCAGCAGACCAAGAGGCAGAAAAGAACAAACGAAUAGCGAUAACGUUUGCCUUUGUAACUGUUUUCUUGGUUGCCAGCUUCAUAACAAUUACUUUGUUUCAGACUAUCCGAACUACUCAAAACUAUUUCUUUCCACGAGAAAAAAUUUCUAAAAUAGAAGACAUUGUUGACAGUUACAUGCCAGAUAUCGUAGUCAUUAAUGGGAUUUUGAAUCCAUUUGUUUACUUUUUUACCGAUGCUCAGUUCAAGACAGAAGUAAUGAAACUAUGUGGUAGAGUCUAA